UACCCAAUAUCAUCAUAAAAUUUUCAGAAAUUUCCUUUAAAAUCUCACACAAUAAAUAAAAUCACGAUGUCAGAUGGGGAAGCAGAAUUUUUCAAUGAUAAUCGUCCUCACAAAUUAGUCCUUGGCGAAAGUUUCAAAAGAAAUUCGAACAGCGCUUUCCACAUGAUGCGAUACGACUUCAAGCCGGCGUCUGUCGACAAGAACCAAGCAGGACAAUUGGAAGUUGGUGACACAAAUGAGGUGACGGUCUCAUUGCCGCAUAUGGUCGGCUCGAAGACUCCCUGUACGGUUUAUAAAGGUUCGAAGAAACCUGCACAGAAAGAUUGUGUGUUGAUCUUCGACCACAAUACUGGAGAAUUCACAUUGGAAAGGAUUUCGUCGCAAAUUCAAGUUAAGAAGACAAGGGUCGCUGGCAACAACAGUAACAACUUCUCAAGUCACCCAGUUCUUGCUCCGGGUCCGCCAAAACUUCCGAAAACACUUUUGUCAUCAAAGAACCAACAAAAGAGCUCGUCUUCAAAUAAAUCCUUCACUAGUAGGAAAAUGGAAGCCUCGAAAAGGAAAAACAACGAGAGCGGGAAUACAUCCGCACAAGAUAUAAAUCCUCCCCAACUGCCAAAAUCUGUCGAGUCAUCUCCCCCACAGAAUCUGCUUAGUCAUGCUCCUGAAAAGCAGCAAGAACCUGUUGGGAGUAUGUAUAGUAUUAGUACUGAUGAUAGUCAUUCUAGUAGUUCUAGUGAUAGUGAUAGCAGUGAUGACGGAGAUUCUAGUGGAGAAGACAACGCCCCUUCCCCGCCCCCUGUUGCUUCCAAACCACCUGUCACUCAAAGCCAACUACACGAGGAUUUGGAACUCAGUGAAUCUGGCUCUGAUUCAGACUGAUUUAUAACUGACUGACUGCCAGAAUUUUUACAUUUUAGUUAGGUAAAGAUGAUUCUGCCAUUUCUGGAAGCUUAUUGCAAGGCGUUAAUGCCUGACUGACGGAAUUUUAACACUUUGGUUUGGUCACAGUUAUUCUGCUUACAUCGGAAGUUGACAAAUCAUAAUCAAAUUGAUUAUUUUUGUCCCCGACUUACAGCAUUUCUGAAUGCUGAUCAGGAUAACAUUAUUCUGCCAGUUCUUAUUGGAUACCGAAGUAUUUUCUGUAAUAAUCCGGCCCGCCGAGUACUUCAUCUUCCUACAUCUGGCCCGCCAACUAGAGAAGUUGCCAACCCCUGAUUUAACCCAAUGACUUCCGUCCAAUCUCUGAUAUAUUUAUUUUUUCUUUACUGCUGCUAUUUGUGUUUUACUGGUGUAAGGAAAUCAUGUCAAUCUCCAAAUUUAAAAGAAUUUGUUCAAAGCAAAACUUAUUUUUUAAAUGAAAACCUAUUUAUCAUUAUUUUGUCUAAUUUUCUCAUGAAUUAUUUGAAAUUCUCAUCGGUUGAAUAUAUCUGAUUUUAUUUUGUUGAUAAAAUCUCGUUAUCAACUUUCCUCUCCACAAGAUAAUUAUAAAAUCCUUAUCUUAUCUAUAUUUUAUCUUCCAAAGUUCUUAGAAUUUUCAAAUUUUUUGUGAACUUUCAAGUCAUUCCGUGAAAUGUUAUAUUUAAUAUAUUUUUGUUUGUAUUUUUGUUCUCUAGAAAAUUAUAGUA
Messenger RNA from Styela clava, 1628 nucleotides. RefSeq lists its product as uncharacterized. Gene Ontology annotation, cellular component: super elongation complex. Gene Ontology annotation, molecular function: transcription elongation factor activity. The record is from RefSeq and is a predicted model, not a curated record. NCBI's taxonomy places the organism in Eukaryota, Metazoa, Chordata, Ascidiacea, Stolidobranchia, Styelidae. Gene Ontology annotation, biological process: transcription elongation by RNA polymerase II.